UCACAGUUUUAAGAAGAUGACUUCUGCUUUUAAGAAGUCAUUCUUUAAUAAGACAGCAGCUGGGGUUUUAUAAAUCUCAUUAGUCAACUUUCUGAUUAGACAGCGCAGUCUGCAACAGCCAUGUUCUUCACAGAAGCUGAAUGUUUGUUCUGGGUUUUUGUUCUCCAUCUCUCAGGUGUUCAGGGAAAACCAAACAGCAUCUGUGCCUUGAAAGGUUCAUCAGUAAAUCUGUCCUGCUCACAUCAACAUCCAACUUCAAGCAUGAACUGGUACAGUGUAUACAGGGGGGGCUUGAAGAUUGAGACCUCUGCAGAUGGAAAGUACAGCAUGUCAGCAGAGAGUAACUUGACUCUGACAGUCAACAAUCUAGCAGAGAAUGAUGCAAACAUUUACUGCUGCAGAGAACCUGCUGACAAAUCAGACUGCGGCCAAAGGGGAAUUUCUCUCAGUGUUGCAGAGCUGCAGGUAAAGGUGAUUCCUGCCACAGAGGGACAGACAGUAACACUGAUGUGCAGCAGCAGCUGUCCUCUGACUGAAAAGCGUGCAGCCUACAUCUGGUACAAGAACAGAGAGUUUCUCUAUGAGGACUGGUCUCCCUGGUACCAAGAGCUGCUCAGCAGUGAGGAAGCAGUCACAUACUCCUGUGCUGUCAAAGGCUAUGAGGAUCUCAGAGCCCCUGAAGUCUCUGUGGAUUCCAUCACAUCAACAUGCUUCAAUGUGACUUACACUAAAAGCGAAAUGUGUCCUUAUCAUCCGGCAUCAGAACAUGAGCCUUGUUCCAUCACAUUUCCCAGAGUGGUACAUGUUGUAAGGACACCUGGGAACACACUGACCUGUAGCACCUCAUGUCCUCUGAUCGACCCUCAAACUGUCUAUGUGUGGUAUGAAAAUGGAAAACUUUAUAGGGAAAAUAUAAGGAGCAUUUCAACUCCAAGUUCUUUGGAAAACAACCUUUACUGUGUAAUUAAAGGUCACGAGCAUCUUCAAUCUGAUGAAGUCUGUGUUCAGGAUAAAAACUGCUGGAGAGUGAAUUAUGUCAGCAGGAGAAUCUGUGCUCUGGAAGGAUCUUCAGUCAACAUUAUUAGUAAAUACUCACAUCCUGAUGACAUGAAACCAGAGUUUAAAUUAUGGAUUAAAAAAUGGAGAACAGGUGAUAAGGAACGGAUUGAGCCUUCAGGUCGUGUGGAGUAUCAGGACAACGUGAAGAACCAACACAUCCUGACCAUCAAAAACCUGACGAAGAAUGACUCAGGAGAAUAUACAUUCAUCCUGAAACAACAUGAUAAAGAACUGAAACUGCCUGGAGUCUUUUUGAUUGUCACAGAGCUGAGAGUGAAGAUGAGUCCUUCUGCAGUGGUGACAGAGGGUCAGAGAGUCACACUGACCUGCAGUACCAGCUGUCCUCUGACUGACAACACAAACUACAUUUGGUACUUGAACAGUCGACCUCUGAACAUGACAGAGACACACAACAAACAUCUGCUCCUAGACCCAGUCAGCAGGGAGGAUGCAGGAAGCUACUCCUGUGCUGUGAAAACCAACAAAGAUAUCAGCUCUGCUCCAAAGACUCUCACUGUCCAAAGUAUCACAGGAACAUGGACACCAGCAGCUGCAGGAGUUUCUGCUGCUCUGCUCCUUUUAAUACCUCUCUCUGUCUUCUGGUGUGUUAGAAAAAAGAGGAUUUCUAACCAGCCUUCAAGAACUGAAACAUUAGGCAACAAACAGCAGAUUUUUCCUAAUUUCAUAAAUGAAAACGUUCCAGCUGAAUCGGAGGAGCAGGAUGGUCAUCACUAUGUCAGGCUGCAUUUCAGUUUGAAAAACAACACUGACCUCUACUCAACCAUCGAGUUAUCGCCUGCUAAAAUGACAACAACUUCCAGUCACUUUCCAAGAAGUGAAACAUCAGACAAUGAAGAGCAGAAAAAAGAAGGCUUCCAGUCAUUCUCCAAAGAGUGAAAUAUCAGACAACAAACAGCAGGUCAGCCUUAAUCCCAUAUAUGGAAACAACCCAGCUCAGCACAGCAGGAUGCUUGACACCAUGAACCACGAAGCUCAUCUCUAUGCCAAUGAAGUUGAUCUCUAUUCCAAUGAAGUUGAUCUCUAUUCCAAUGGCGCUAGUCUCUACUGUAACCUCUAAUAUUGAGUCAUUACCUACAAGAAAAGCACCACAGUUGAUGAGUCCAGAGUGUUAAACAAUCACAGUCUAUAGUAGAAAUAUAAGGUAAAAUACAGUAGAAAUUAGUAAAAAAGUAAAAAUGCAUAGGGUUUUCAACUUAAAGAUAGCCUACGAUAUUACGUGUUGCAAAAAACCUGGAAAGUGCAUCACAACAUAAAAAUGCUAUUGUUAACUUUGUCAGAGACGCCAGCUGUACUACUUUGUGUGCUUUGUGUUGCUUUGUGAAUUUAUAACAUUAUCUGGAAAGUGACUGUAAAACUGAACUUUAAAGUCAUCGUGUCUGCAGGUUUCUUUUUUUCUGAAUCAUA
This is a messenger RNA of Oreochromis niloticus (Nile tilapia), 2484 nucleotides long. RefSeq lists its product as uncharacterized. The record is from RefSeq and is a predicted model, not a curated record. NCBI's taxonomy places the organism in Eukaryota, Metazoa, Chordata, Actinopteri, Cichliformes, Cichlidae. Bases 121 to 1956 code for a protein of 611 amino acids. The transcript has 12 exons.